This is a messenger RNA of Enterospora canceri, 657 nucleotides long. The record is from the annotation of a GenBank genome assembly. NCBI's taxonomy places the organism in Eukaryota, Fungi, Microsporidia, Enterocytozoonidae.
AUGAAAAAUAUUCAGAUUGAAGAAUUACAGUUACGUGUCUAUUUGCAGUCUAGUGAAUUAUCGUACGAUAAAAUAUGCAAAAUAGGAGCCAAAUACAGGGGAAACUACAAGAUACAAGAAUUAUUAGGUCGAAAUCUAUUUAAACAAGAAUGUUAUGGUGAAGCAGCCCUAUGGUUCUAUUUUUUAUACAAGAGAAAACAUUCAGCAAAAUACAGGCUUCUUAGUUGGGUAUCACAUGAGAUGAACAAUCUACAAAAAGAAGGAGUAGAAUUAAAAAGGAAUGAAACGGUAUUUGAUGAUCAGGCUGCUAGAAAAGAACAUGUUGGUCUAUUUCUGGAGCCUGAAUUAGAUAAAAUGUGCAAUAUUGAUCUGUUUAGGGAUCAAACAAUUAAUGGUGACGUGAUUAUUGACGACAAAUGGGCUACAAUUGAUGUUAACGAUAAUUAUAAGACAAAUCUAGCAAAAUUAAGGCAAUUUUAUUGCGAAGACACAAACCUGAAAUUGAUUAACUAUUUAUUGGUCAAAGAUGUGUUAAAUGUAACAAGAAUCAAGGAACUGCGAUUUUUACAUAAUAGAAUUGAACAAAAUAUCAAGAAGAAUGUCUAUCAAAGACUAUUCAAGUAUUUAUUCCAUGAUACACUACCAGAUUACCUAUGA